AUGUCACAAAGAGAAGGCGUUCACAGAAGUGUAGACAACGUAGACAAGAAUGUUAUUGAUUCUCCUCACAAUACAAACGCUCCUAAAUGGAACAAUAACCCGCAGUGCAAUGGCGGUGCGGUGAUGGAUGGCGAGGGGGGGGAGGCGGGCGCGGGGGAGUGUGCGGGGCGGGGCGCGGCGCUCGAGCGAGCGUACGUGCACGACGUGUACGAGCAGGCGGGCGAGGAUGAGCCUGCGCCGCCCGCGCCCGCCGUCCGCUCCUUCCUCGCCGACCUCGAGCCCGGCAGCCUCGUGUGCGACGUGGGUUGCGGCAACGGCAAGUACCUGAGCGUGAACCCGUCAGUGUUCACGGUGGGCGGCGACCGCUGCAGCCGCCUCGCCGACCAGGCACGACACCACAGCAAUGAGGUGGUGGUAUGCGACAACCUGUGCCUGCCGUUCCGCGACGAGUCGUUCGACGCGGUGCUGUCCAUCGCGGUGGUGCACCACUUCGCGACGGUGGAGCGCCGCGCGAUGGCGCUGCGGGAGCUCGCGCGGAUCACGAGGAUUGGCGGCCGGCUGCUGCUCACCGUGUGGGCGAUGGAGCAUGAGGGACGGAACUUCCAUUCGCAGGAUGUACUUAUACCGUGGCAUCGGCCGGCGACAUUAUACCCCCCGCCGCCCGCACCGAGAUUCCUGUCGGUCGAAUAUGAACAUUGCUCCGAGCCGUGGAAGAGCCGCGAUGGUUCGCCGGGGUCCUCUUCGCUAUCGUCACCGAACGAAACCUGCUACUCCUUCGUGCGGCGAGCUCUACAAAGACUAGCGGGCCGACGGUCGUUCCUUCCCUCUUGGACGAUAGGAACGAGAAUAACGCAGAGACCGUGUCCCCGCCCCGAACCUCCCGCCGCAGACCUCCCGAUCGAAUUGAGGCGACUGGACGAAGUUCUGCCCCCUCGGUUAGUCACACAAACUUCGGAGACGUCGACUUUAAAAUCACGCAGUCUCACGGAUAUCGCUGAGAUCGAACGUCAUGGACUAGUUCGUUCUAGAUCCAGUCUCCCUAGCUUAGGUGGCGACGACAGCAAACCCACCGUCGCAGAACCAGUACCCGAAGCUACUCCCGAACCACGGAAGAAGCCUCGCUUAGUCAAACAAAAGAAAUCGAUUAACGAGGACGACGCAGACGAAGAUUUAGACAAGCCGACCGAUAUGAAAAGUAUGGUCGAGGAAAUGCCCAAUUUUAAAGUACACACUCAAAAAUUACAUUCGAAAAAACCCGGGGUCUUUAAACAGACGUCCCUCAACGAGGAACUCAUGUCAGUAGAGAGAUUGAGAGAAAAGGAGCGACUAAGGAAAAAUAUACAGAAACAAGCAUCGCUCAAUGAAGAAUAUUUGUAUAGAAGACCGGGUACGCUCGAUUCAAUUCGUGACUCCAUAUUUUCGACAUCUGCAACAACCGCCAAAAAGUUUCAGUCGCUAAAGAAUGGCCUUACAAAUAAGUUCAAAACUUCUACAACGAAUAUAGAUAAAGUAACAGUAUUUGUUAGAAUGCUCCAGGGGUGGAAGAGUCACGGUCCGGUACCAGAAGUUCCUACGCCUAAUGACAAUAAUGUAGUUAACGAGAAAAAUUUCCCCGAAAGACGACAUUCAAAAGAAGAUGGUUCUGAUUCAUCAAAAGAUAGUAGUUUACAAAGUGACACUAGUGUUGAUUCUGAAGAUAGUUUCGCUUCAGUAAUCUAUGUCCCAAAAGCGGACGGGUCUGGAGACCCAUUAUCACCUGGACCAUUAUCACCGGGUCCAACGUCACCAAGAUUAAAAGUUUCUUCUGUCCCUACGUCUCCAAGAAUGAAAAGCUCCCCAGGCUUACCUUCACCGAGAAUUAAACAAGCUUUUCCAUUAAUUAGGCCUCCUUCAUCUCCAAAUGCAGUGACAGCUCCUGGAGCAGUGCAUAAUAAAAUUCUAGUAGCACAAUAUAGUCUAAAGAACUACUCUACAACGAAUUCAGCAACAACUGUAGCUCAAAAACCGUUAUCAAAGAGUCAACCAAAUUCACCGCCAAAGGUGGAAUCGGAUGAUGACGUUUUUAAACUAGAACCUGAACCACCUCCACCUACUAUACCCAUACCUAUCCCGGUGCCGAUUGAAAUAUAUAACGAUCCCAUUCCUCCCAUUAAAGAAGAGGAAGAGACGCCUAGUGAUGUGACAAGGGAAUUAUUGGCGGAAAUCAAUAAAGACAUUGAAGAAAUACACAAGUUAACAAUAGAAACAAACGACAUAAAGCCUAGAAUAUUAUUACAGGACGUCAAACCUUACCCAAAAAUUACUUUACAAACCGUUGCGGAAUUACCGGAGAUACCACAAUUCAAACCAAAACAACCAAGUAAAUUACCUACAACUGACGCACUCGAUGCUAAAGUUGCUGACAAGAAACGAAGGGAAAGAAUACGACAAAUAAAAGAAAUGCUGAAAAAAGGUAUACCACCAAUAAAUAUAAGCAGAAGGCCUCCAUUUCCGAUUGUACGCACAACAAGUGCUUCAGAGCCUAUAGCAAAAAGUCACCCCAAAUUGAUGUCAAUAGAAUUGUUUAACCCAGCAACUGAUGAUAUGGAUAGUGAUUCUAGUGGUGUGUCGUCGCCCGACUCUGUUGACAGUGUUAUUAGUGUCGUACCAGAGGAACUUCGCAAAAUCGCUUUGGAAAAAGAUUUGUCAAAUUCUUCUUCAUUGGAAGCAAAGAAAGACGAUGCUCGCGAGUUAACACCGGUAGAGAAAUCUCCCUCGACCUCACCCGCUCCCCCUCUUAUUGAAGCCGUCGCGGAAGUUGCACAAACACUCGAUGAGACAUGUGAAACAGUUAUCCAGUCAAGUCCUAGAUCAAAAAGACGUCAUUUAGAAAAACUAGAGAGCGCAGAAGCAAUGGCCAUAGUACAGGGAGCUUCCAGUAGUAGCAGCAGUAGCAAUUGGAGUCUUAAUAAGUUAUCUCCUGGUGAUUUACGGAUACUAGAAGACAGGUCACGGUCGCAAUCACAUACUAGCUCCAGCGGCAGUUCUUCGAGCUUAGAGAGGCUUUCUCCCGGUCGAAGAUCAAAGGACAGAUCUCCAAGACAAGGAAGUACAAGUAACUCUACUUGGAGCCUCAAUAGACUUUCGCCUAAUCGACCUGAAGGUAGAUCACUCGAUGAAAAUCUUACCAAAACUCAUAGGAGUCCAACACGAUUACCCUAUGAUUCCAUAUCUAUGUCCAGUACAGAUUCAGAUAAAUCAAUAUCAAAAUCUGAAAGCUUCAACAGGAUACAAGCGAACGAACCUUUAGUUACUUGUAAAUCAGACAUGAUCGCUAAAGAAGAAGAGUGGGUAACAGAACAACAAGAUCGUAGCAGUAAUUUAACUGAGUUUGCAGAAAAAUUAAGUGAAAAACUAAUGCAAGAAAUUGACCAAUACUCGAAACGUAUUAAUGAAGAAGAUUUUGACUUAACUAGUAGUAGCAGUAGUGAAAAGAGCAUUUCAUUAAGAUUAAAAAGAGAAGAGGAAGAUAGAAAUACUCAGAAAAUACUCGAUGAACUAUCGGAUAGCUUACAACAUUUAGAAGAUCCGCAAAAUAAACUAGGCUUAGAUUCAGCGUCAAACACCGUAAAAUCUGAUUGUAAUAAGAUUAUUACAUCUAUUCAGGAUACGCCAGAAUCAGAAAUCAACAAGCUUUUCCCCAAGUGUAUUACGAAGACCAAGGGUAAGAAACGAUCAAAGGAUGUAGACCCGAUUAUUAAUAAGUAUAGAGAGCUUAAGAAGACAAUGAAAGUGACAAGCGACGAAGACAUUUACCUUAAUAAUUUUGCCAACGUUCAAUAUAACGUUAAACCAACAAACGAUGAUAAAUUUACAGAUUUGGAUACGAAAAACCCGGACGAAGAUAGUGCAAUUUCUUCGAGCAACGGUAAUCCAGAAAUAACAAUCGACUCUGGAGCGUAUGACACAAGUCAAUCACUGGAAACCGGUUACUCACUUGAGUCCGAAAUAAGCGUAGAUUCUCUAUGUACCAGUACCGAUAAAAGAUCUUCGCUUAAAGUGGGUCAGUCAACGGACUCGAGCGACUUGGAUAAAAUGGAAAUAAGUCCAGAAUCUAUUACUUCGAGGUCCAGUGCGAGCACGGCUCCUUUGAAAUCUGGUUUUUCUAUAGAGUCGAGCGACACCUCUGCCGGGAGCGACUGGAGCAGGCGAGACAAGACCGGCAGCACAGCGUCACUCGGCUGCGCGAGUUUGGCUUCGUUGCCCUCCUGCAGCGAGUGCUCCAAAGAGAGGAAGUUUAUGGAAAUUCGUUCGUCGUCGGAGGAAACGGCGACCUUACCGGCCGUGCCAGCGCGAGCGAUGCCUCACGCUCCACUACUGCCUUCCCUCAGCGACGGCUCCGACAGCUUGCCGUCAGAGGGGGGCGCCGUAACGUACCACAGGUACUAUCACGUGUUUAAGAAGGGUGAACUAGACCAACUGAUAGAGAAGUACGUGGAGAGCCUCCACGUGGUAUCGUCCUACUAUGACCAAGCCAGUUGGUGUGUAAUCGCCGAGAAAGUUCAAGUGUGGACCAUUUAAUAUGGUUUUUUGUCCGUAAGUCUCAAUAUUUCUAGACACUCGAGUGCUGCAAAUUCUAAGUGACCUUCCUAACGAACUCUUAGUGAGUGUUAAGAGAAUAUUAUUGGUAUCGAAUUCGCCUGGGGCGCCGGGCGACUCCGUUAGAAUUGCCAAAUGCGAUGCUAUUGUUUCUAUUUCUUAUAAUUUAUUGAUACUCGAUAUAUCUAGCUGUUAUAUCUUAUAAAUCUAUAAUCGAAGCCCGCUACGAACAGUAGCUUAUAUAAUUCGAUUGGGCCUUAGGUAUUUAAUGCGAUUAUAGAGUUCGCAUAAAAAGAAAACUAAGAGCUUUAAAUAGUGAAAAUUAAAUAUAUAUUAUAUACUUCAGCGGCUCAAUAUAUUAUAAGCUAUCCGUAGCUUAACGAUAAUAUACUAUCGAGAACUAUACAGAUGUAUAUCGUAUCGUUUACAGAUUAAAUUAUUUUAUACCAUUAUCCAAGAUCAAAUUUGUAUUUAGUAGGCGCUCUUUACUUGUAUCUGUACAUUGUAUAUAAUUCUGACAAUAACAUAACUAAAUUCGUUUUUAGAUUUAUAAAAUUACAUAUCGCUUCCUAAAUUAAGUUUUGCCUAUAACCAAUUUUUGGUUUUUGGAUGUGGUAUAAAAAUCUAUGAAAAAACAUUCAUUACAGGUGUUCAGUAUUACAAAUGUCAAAGAGCUGGCCUCGUUUUUACAACAUAUUCUAUUACAGUAACCUUUAACGAUGUUCUUAGACUACUUCCCUGCAAACACCUCUAGUAUCAUUCUAAUUCGGACCACACGUGAUGAAUAAAUUAGCUAUUCGAGUUAGAGGCUUAGAAACGAGUAGCAGAUAUAUAAAAACCGCAGUACAAAAGUUUAUACUACAAAGAAAGUAAUGGGAAUGGAUACAUUUCUGGACGACUUUACACUU
Molecule: messenger RNA, 5486 nt
Organism: Aricia agestis (brown argus)
Lineage: Eukaryota; Metazoa; Arthropoda; Insecta; Lepidoptera; Lycaenidae
Gene: fid
Exons: 7
Coding region: 1-4560 (1519 amino acids)
Biological process (GO): tRNA wobble uridine modification
Cellular component (GO): cytoplasm; nucleus
Molecular function (GO): S-adenosylmethionine-dependent methyltransferase activity; tRNA binding
Source: RefSeq, a predicted model, not a curated record